UCAGUUGGACAUAGACUCAUGUGGCUGCAGGGGUGGGGCUGAGUUCCCGUGGGAUGUCCAGGCUAAGUGGUAGUGAAGCCUUGGGGAACCAGUCCUGCCACUGGAGGACCUAGUCUGGCCUCCCUGCCCAGUUCUAGCCUUCAUGGAACCCGUGGGCAGAUGCAGCUGCUGCCAACCGUCUCCCUGAUGAGGCACCUGGAGCAGAGGACCACUCCUGCUCUGCUCUCUGACCUGGCCCGGCAGCGGACUUUGGAGGAUGAGGAGGAACAGGAGCGUGAACGCAGGCGGAGGCACCGCAACCUGAGUUCAACCACAGAUGAUGAAUCUCCCAAACUCACCCAGAAUGGAGCUAGGAGAUCCGUGGAGAGGCUGCCCAGUGUGGAGGAAGCAGAGGUCCCCAAGCCAUCACCUCCAACCUCCAAAGAUGAGGAAGAGGACUUCCAGGCCAUCCUUAGAACUCGGAAGGAACGGAGACAGAGGCGUCAGGUGGUAGAGGCUGUCCAGGCUCCAGUGCAGGAGAGGCUAGAGGCAGAGGGGGAAAGGGACAGCCCAGGCCCUGAGCAGACCGUGACACAGCCCCUUGUGCUUAAGAAGAAAGUGGAGCCCCUACCUCGCCGGAGACUGAGUCAGGAGCAGCGAGGUCCUUGGGCCCAGGAAGAAGAGAACAUAAAGGGCAGAGAGCUUGGGGGAGGGGGAAAGGGGCUUCCAGAGGAAGCAGUGGUCCAGCAGAAGACCUUGGUCUCUGAGAAAUCGCCUGUGCCAGAGAAGACUCCAGUGCCUGCCAAGAGACUGACUUCGGAGAAAGCCUGUCCCUCAGAGAAGGGGGCAGCUGCAGAGAAAGCAUCCUUGACUGACAAGAAACGCAGCCCAGAGAAGCUGGUUCCAGAAAGAACCAGUUUGUCAGAGAAGUCACCCAUCCUCGAGAAGACACUUGUGUCUUUGAAGACAGCAGCACCAGAGAAAAGGUCCACUCCAGUUCUAGAAAAAGCCGUUGUAUUUGAGAAGAUGCAAGAGAGGCGGCUGGUGUCAGAGAAAGCGUCCAUCUUCCAGAAGUCACUAGUCUCAGUGACAAAGCUGACUCCAAAGAAAGCAACAGUCUCAGAGCAGCCCCAGGCCCCUGGGGGAAGCCAGGUCACCACAAGGGAGCCCCGAGAGAGGGCUGUCCCUGGGAAGAGCCCACCAUCCUCUUCAGAACAGGGUACUUCAGAUGCUCCGACUAAGGUGUCUGGCUUCCCACCUAUCACACUCCAGGUAAAAAUUCCCAGCAAGGAUGAAGAGGCAGACACAUCCUCACCUACGCUGCUCACCUACAGCAGUUCCCUCAAACGCUCCAGCCCUAGGACCAUCUCCUUUCGGAUGAGCCCCAGGAAAGACAACUCGGAAACAACCUUAACCCGCAGUGCCAGUGUGAGACUGCCAGCUAGCACGGUGAAGCUAGGGGAGAAACUGGAGCGAUACCACACAGCCAUCCAGAGAUCCGAAUCCGUCAGGUCUCCAGGCUCCUCCCGCACUGAGGUCCUUGUGGCUCCCGCCGGGGGGAGCAAGCGCCACCUCUUUGAGAAGGAGCUGGCAGGCCAGAACCGCACAGAACCAACCAUCCGAAAGGAAAAUCUGCGACUGUCAGGGGUUGUGACAUCAAGACUCAAUCUAUGGAUCAGCAAGACCCAGGAUUUUGGAGACCAGGGCCCUCAGGAGGUACAGAAAGAGACAUCAGUCACCAGGAGGGCUCAAUGGGGAAACAAGUCGACCAUGUCCCUGGAUGCAGAGGUGUGACAAGCCCUGCCAGGACAGAGCUGCAGACCUGUACCCCAAAGGCCCUUCUUCAUGCCAGCCCCUGCCCUGCAGCACCCCUGACUCUUGCUUCCCAUUCCCUUUCUGCCUCUCAGCCAGUCUGGUCAGGGCCCCUGGGGGCCAGGAACAUGAAUGACACUCCUGCAGCUCUUCCCCAGCCCUGCCUGGGGGACACAUGUGCUUUGGCGCUGUCCUGCUGUGGUUACGAUUAUCCUGAGCCCAGAACACAGCCUGGCACAUCAGCCAUACAGUCUCUGUGUUCUGUGUAGAGAGAGACUGUGCGUUCCUCUGCUCACUGCCAGCAUCAGGCUGGGUUAUUUUGCCAACUCCAGAGAUAUCUGUCUUGUCUGCUCCCAGUAGGUACUCUGUGUGCCUGAGGUGUCCCCAGAUGAAGUCCUAGACCUAGCCACUACUCCCUGAGGCUUUUUAAAGCCAGACUGGAAAGGAGUCUCAAGGCGUUGCCCAUGUGCUGCAUAUCCCUGCUUUGCCAUCGCCCACCCCCUUCUUGCCCCCGCCCCCAGCCCCAAUCCAGAGCUCAGUGCCUUUUUGUAUUACCACUAAUCCUACUCUCAGAAAAGUCUUUUCUCAGGAAGGAUGUGAUAAAUUCGUUCAUUCUCAGGUGUAA
Messenger RNA from Cricetulus griseus (Chinese hamster), 2416 nucleotides. Lineage: Eukaryota; Metazoa; Chordata; Mammalia; Rodentia; Cricetidae. The record is from RefSeq and is a predicted model, not a curated record.